CUCGCUCUCUCUUGCAGCUCGCUACAUGGAGGAGCUCCCACCGUCUCUGAUUGUCGAUAUCCUGAGUCGACUCACCGAUUCGGAUGAGCUCGCUCGGUGCCGACUCGUCUCCAAGACGUUCAACUCGCUCUCCUACGAGGUCCGAUCCGUCCGCCUCCUCUGCACCUUGUCGCGCUACCUCAAGUCUCGGGCCCCCGAGACCAAGUUCCUGGUCACGCCUUUCAAGAACAUCCUCAAAACCCUGGUCUGCGACUCCCAAUUCCUCGAGUCCGUCUUCAUCGGCGUGGACAAGUCUCUCGGAAACGUAGCGUACGACGACGUCGAGGACGAGUCCGACGACCUCUACCUGACCGAUGUGCGCUUCGUGAAGGAGUGGCUGCCGAGGAUCGCUGGACGGCUGAGAUCGCUGUCGGUGUCGGACUUUUGGUUUCAAUCUUGUUGGAGAAAGUCGGAGGUUCUGUCUCUGAUUUCAUCGUGCUGCCAUACUCUUCUCAAACUGGAGGUGAAGAAUGCUUGGCUAUCAGUGGAUGGCCUGAAUCCAAUGCCCACCCUCACAAGCUUGACACUUGAGUUCGUAAGACUGGAUGAUGAAGACCUAAACAAGGUGAACAAUUUCUUCCCUUGUCUGAAAGUUUUGAAUUUGAUAGGUGUGGGAGGACUUAAGGAACCAAAGAUUCAUCUUUUGCAUCUUAAGACCUGUCAUUGGACGGUGUCAAACGCUCCACUUUCUCUGGCUAUAUUUGGACCCGAUCUUGUCAAUCUGACCCUGACGUGUGUUAAACCGCAGUCUCUUGUCCUUGAAACCCCAUCAUUAUCGGAUUUCCACCUUACCCUUGAGGAGGCAAAUGAAUUUAAAGUAAAAGGGUUUCCUCAUUUGAAAAACCUUCAGCUUCAGUCUGUGGAUCUUUGUAGACUCAUUUGCAUGUUUCCAUCUGGUAGAACCAUCAAGAAACUCUCCGUGGAUUCACCGCACCAAAAAAUGACAAGGUUUAGCCUUGAGACAGUGUUUGAUGUUUUUCCAAAUCUGAGCUAUCUUAAUUUGGGCGUCAGAGCUUGGAUGCAAGCAGAGGAUUAUUUUUCAACGAGAGGUUUGGAAGGUAGGAUUGGGAUGAAAGCAUUGAAGGAAAUUGUUGCACAUAUGGUGACGGUAAAUGAAGAUGUUACACUUUCAUUCAUUUUCUCUAUUUUGGAUAAAUGUGCCAACUUGUCUGACAUGGCAUUGAUGAUCUACCCUCAAAUUGGUUUUCUCACUGCUAGUGACCUUGUCUCGAGGUGCAGAGCUGCUUAUCCUAGAGUUGCGUGGAAAUGGGAAAUGUUGAAGGAAGGAACAGCAGACGCUUAGGUUUUUGAUUGCAUCUAAUUUGGCAACCCUGGUUGUUCUAGGAAGAGAUGCAAAAAUUGAUUUGUUGCGGGUCUUCUUUAGAUUGGUUUAGGGGACAUGUGGUGAAAGGAUUUGAGUAUAAUUUGAAUGACCAAAUAAUUCAUUAGAUCCAACAAAAAUCAAAUGUAUGGGAGAGAAUAUAUUGGAUGAGUGUGAUCACGUUUGAUCUUCUACCAUAAAUAGAGUAAAAAAAUUAUAUUUUUGCAUAGAGGAUAACUUCAAUUAGGACCUGGUCUAAACCAAGUCAUUUACACCCUCCAACAAUAACUGGCCACAUCAGCUUGGGACACCAAAAUGAAUGAGCACGUCCAUACUAGAUCGAGUCUGCCCAAUUAAGAGAAACCUCAUCUCCUAAGCUAUCAACUAUACCAGAAGCCCCAUCUAAGAGAAAGUACGGCCACCUUCAACCACCACUGCCAAAUGCCACCGCCAAGGUUUAAACUUCCUUUGGGUUCAGAGCGAUGGCCCAUUUGAUAGAGAUUCACUCAGAGAUCAACAAAGGCUCAGCAAUACUUACAGCAGAGAUGGAAGCUUUGCAUAGAUCCGAUACUGGAGGCUAAUAAGGUAAGUCAUCUUUUAUAAUAAGUAGUAUUAUGAAAUACCUUAUCGUUUAUAUUUCGAUUCGUCUGUGUCUGUUAAACAGUCUCGUCUGUGUAGAUUAUGCAUAAUUCUUGUCGAGGAUGUCUUUUACCAAGAACUUGUGUCUAGUCACAUGCACUUCUCUGUCAUUCUGUUUUUUUUUAAGACCAUAUCUUAUGUUAAUGAUAGGCCACUUAUGUCUUGCUUAAGACUGGCCCCAACUUAGCCUCCUAUUUCAGUCCUGUUGCUUACCUUACCUUUGCAGAAGAAUUUAGAUUAAUUUACAAACCUAGGGUGUGUAAUGUUUGGACAAAUGACGUGAGAGCAAAGGAAGUAUUGUCCCCUGCUUGCAAAUUUGCAAUUUAUCUUUGAAGGUUCAGUUGAUGAAAACAGUUUUAUUCCUGGGUCUUCAUGGCCAUUAGAUUCUUGGAGAUUUUCUUCUUUGUCAUGCAAAAUUAUGCCAUUAUAAAUUGUAACAGGAAACUUUAUUUUGUAUAAGGUCCAAAAUGAAUUUCGUCUGUUAUAGAAUUUCAUUUUCAAGCUUGGAUGAUUUGGGAGAAUUUUGUGGUUUCAAAGCGUGUGUUGCACAAACUUGGGAGCAUCUUUCAAGAGAGCAGACUUAUGAAUAUUUAUACAUAUUGUUGUUCAGUCUGCCUCUCCUACUAUACUUUUGAGCACGAUUAAGCAAGUCCAAUUUGGUUGAUGUAAUUCUGCAGCAGUCUUGAGAGUUUUGUCAUACUUGUCAUUGUCUUACUCUGUUUUAAGCACACAGGUAGUUCCAAAUCCACUGAGGGAUGCUAUCUAGGAUUAUGUUGCGAAGCAACUCAAAAAUGACUGGUUCGGAAAGAGUGAGGAUUACUUAGUUUUGCAAGAGAAAGAGCUGCUUGAACAAUUUAUUGAUAGGGAAGAAAUGAUGGACCGAUGUAGAUCAGAUUUGUAAUUAGCUUCUUAAAUUCCAUCAGCCACAUUUUGUUUAUAGAUGCAUUGGUUAAUAUUUAGGUGAUAUAGAAAUCUAAGUUGUAAAUGCGGGGUGUAGCUUGGCAAAGUCUUUGUCCUAACUAGGAGUUUUAUUACUGUGAUUAUAGAUUAUCAAAUAUUACGCAAUGUAAUUUAACACUUACCUUUUGAUCUAUUGUUUCAGUAUUAAGGAAUGCUCAUAUAUUUUGUAUUC
Corylus avellana is the source of this 3131-nucleotide messenger RNA. Lineage: Eukaryota; Viridiplantae; Streptophyta; Magnoliopsida; Fagales; Betulaceae. The record is from RefSeq and is a predicted model, not a curated record.